AGGAAGCAUAACAGGCAAGGCUUCUUACGCUGCUUGCCAAUUGUGCUUGAAGACUCUCUGAGGAGGGAUGCGUGUGUGUUUAGGCAUAGCUGAAAGACUGGGAGCGGAUCCACUCACAAAAAAGAAGAAAUCAAAUGCAAAGAAGCUUCUUCUUGGCUUUGCUCCUGCCCGCUUUCUCAUGUCAUGCACUCACUCACCCAAGAAAUCAAAUCCUUCUCCAGGACUAAUUUGAAAAAGCAAUGCACCAGAGUCACAACUUUAUCGGGAAAGAGACUUAUCGAGACCUGGAAGGAUGCCCAGAUGCAAGUGGUGGAAGUGGCUGAUUGUAAGGAGGGGGAUGCCUGUGGUUAUGUGCAGGACCUGAGCCUGGAUCUUCAAAUUGGGGUGAUUAAGCCCUGGCUCUUGCUGGGUUCCCAGGAUGCUGCUCAUGACCUGGAACUAAUGAAAAAAUAUAAGGUUACCCAUGUUCUAAACGUAGCUUAUGGAGUUGAAAAUGCCUUCCCCAAUGACUUGACAUAUAAAACUAUCCCUAUUCUUGACCUGCCUGAGACUGACAUCACCUCCUAUUUUCCUGAAUGCUUUGAAUUUAUUGAGCAAAUCAAGUUAAAGGAUGGUGUUGUGCUUGUUCACUGUAAUGCAGGAGUUUCCCGGGCAGCAGCAAUUAUCAUAGGGUUUCUAAUGUAUUCAGAAGGACUCAAUUUUGCCAUGGCUUUUUCGGUGGUGAAAAAUGCAAGACCUGCUAUUUGUCCAAAUUCUGGCUUCAUGGAGCAGCUCCAGAAAUACUGUCAAUUCAAUCAUUAAAAAUGGAAACUCAAUAGGGGAACGAUGAAGACUGAAUUUUAUGGUUGUGUUUUAAUGAGAGAAAUGGACUUUUUAAAAAAUCAGUGUAAAUAAAAGUUGCAUACCAUUAUAGCUCUAUAUCUAUCAUCAAAAACUAAUCCUUGUUCAUACAAGUAAUUCUGAAUUCAUCUCAGAUGCAUUUUGCUUUUUUUAUUUUAAUCUUAAUAAAUAGAACGAUUACUGUG
Messenger RNA from Ahaetulla prasina, 1025 nucleotides. RefSeq names its product dual specificity phosphatase 19 (gene DUSP19). Bases 184 to 801 code for a protein of 205 amino acids. NCBI's taxonomy places the organism in Eukaryota, Metazoa, Chordata, Lepidosauria, Squamata, Colubridae. The record is from RefSeq and is a predicted model, not a curated record. Gene Ontology annotation, cellular component: cytoplasm. The transcript is spliced from 4 exons. Gene Ontology annotation, molecular function: JUN kinase phosphatase activity. Gene Ontology annotation, biological process: protein dephosphorylation; regulation of MAP kinase activity.